GCGCCGCCCCUUUCACCGCCAGUCUGCUCCCGGCCUGUGCAGCUUCCGUCGCUACAUGUAUGCUCGGUUCGGGAGAGUUCCAGCGUAGCGGCGGCCGCAGCGCCUUGUACGCCUGGUCCCUGGUGUGUGUGAGCCGGGCCGUGCAGUGGGGGUGGCUCGGACGGUGCAGGGCCGGGGCCGCCAGUAAAGUCCUAGUGUACGGUGGCCCCGGACCUUCCAGUCCCUGUCUGCUGUCAGCCUCUGCCCGGGGCCCGGAUUCGUUAGGUGAAGGCGCGGCAUGUCUGCCUCCUCCGCUGACAUGAUUGAAACCCCUCCAGUGCUCAACUUCGAGGAGAUCGACUACAAGGAGAUCGAGGUGGAAGAGGUAGUUGGAAGGGGAACCUUCGGUGUGGUCUGCAAAGCAAAAUGGAGAGGAAAAGAUGUGGCUAUCAAGCAAAUAGAAAGUGAAUCCGAAAGAAAAGCUUUUAUUGUAGAGCUCCGACAGUUGUCACGUGUGAAUCACCCAAAUAUUGUGAAGUUGUAUGGAGCCUGCCUAAAUCCUGUAUGUCUUGUUAUGGAAUAUGCUGAAGGCGGCUCACUGUAUAAUGUUCUGCAUGGUGCUGAGCCCCUGCCUUGCUACACAGCUGCUCAUGCAAUGAGUUGGUGUUUACAGUGUGCCCAAGGAGUGGCAUAUUUACAUAGCAUGAAGCCAAAGGCUCUUAUUCACAGGGACCUUAAACCACCAAACUUGCUCUUGGUGGCUGGAGGUACAGUUUUGAAGAUAUGUGACUUUGGUACAGCGUGUGACAUUCAAACCCAUAUGACUAACAACAAAGGGAGUGCUGCAUGGAUGGCUCCUGAAGUCUUUGAAGGUAGCAACUACAGUGAGAAAUGUGAUGUUUUCAGUUGGGGCAUUAUCCUUUGGGAAGUCAUUACUAGGAGAAAACCUUUUGAUGAAAUUGGUGGCCCUGCCUUCCGUAUUAUGUGGGCAGUUCACAAUGGUACUCGGCCACCUCUAAUUAAAAAUUUACCUAAGCCUAUUGAAAGCUUAAUGACUCGAUGCUGGUCAAAAGAUCCAUCUCAGCGACCUUCAAUGGAGGAGAUUGUCAAGAUAAUGACACAUCUUAUGCAGUAUUUUCCUGGUGCUGAUGAAGCUUUACAGUAUAGAUGCCAAUAUUCUGAUGGUGGGCAGAGCAAUUCUGCCACAAGUACAGGGUCCUGCAUUGAUAAUUCUACAAAUACAAGCAGUAAAAGUGAUUUUGACGACUUGCAGGUUAGUGCAAGCAAUGAUACAAUCAAACGAAUAGAGUCCAAAUUGGCACAAUGGAACAAUCAGUCCAAGCAAGGUGGGGAACCAGGCCGCUUGAGUCUGCCACCCUCUCGAGGUAGCAGCGUUGAAAGUCUUUCUGAUACUCGAGUUAAGCCACCUUCAAUACUUACACCUGAGAGUAAAAGGAGGAGUGCAGAUAUGUCCGAAUCGGAGCCAAGGAUUUCUGCAGGCACAGCAUAUACCAAGUCUAAACGAGGUCACCGUAAAACUGCUUCAUUUGGCAAUAUUCUGGAUGUCCCUGAGAUCAUCAUAACAGCAGGCAACGGGCAGCAAAGGCGCAGAUCUGUUCAAGACGUCAGCAUUCUUGGAACUGAGUCCAGUCAGGAGAGUAGAAGUAGCAGCCGAUCCUCAAGUCCUAGUGUGAGGAUGAUUACUACCUCGGGACCAACCCCUGACAAGCCUCCACGUGGUAUUCCAUGGGGUCCCGAAGAUUCAGAUACCAAUGGUUCAGAUAACUCUAUACCAAUGGCAUAUCUUACACUCGACCAUCAAUUGCAGCCUCUCGCACCAUGUCCAAAUUCCAAGGAAUCUAUGGCUGUGUUUGAGCAGCACUGCAAAAUGGCACAAGAGUAUAUGAAGGUUCAGACUGAAAUAGCAUUAUUGUUGCAGCGAAAACAAGAGCUAAUAGCUGAACUAGACCAGGAUGAAAAAGACCAACAAAAUACAUCUCGUCUGGUCCAGGAACACAAAAAGCUGCUAGACGAAAACAAAAGUCUUUCUACGUAUUAUCAGCAAUGCAAGAAACAGCUGGAUGUCAUUAGAAGUCAGCAGCAAAAAAGACAAGGAACUUCCUGAUCAUCCAAGGCUGUAUACCUCUUGGUGUGCCACCAUUAUGGACAUCUUGCAAACUUUCCUUCUUUAUUUUGAGCAUGAAGAUGGAUAUAUUUUAUUUGAAAUCAACACAUGAAGCUGCUGGACAAAUACAGCAAUUACGGGAUUUUUGUGAACUAUUGAUGUGUGCAUGUUUCAUGCCUAUGGGAAGUCCUAUUAUGUUAUAUAUAAAUAGUUAUUGAUUUUUUUUUUUUUUUUUUUUUUUUAUGCUGAACUUUGCUUCUAAAAGAGAACCUCAGAUCUUGCUUUUAAACAGUUUAUUUUUCUGUUAACAAAGUUUAUUUUAGUAAGCUGGCUAACACAGUUGAAGAAAAGAAGUCUUCAGGUCAUUUCACAUGCUCAGUGUUUCAAUGUAUUCCUUCAGUUCAGUAAUUUAUAUUUUACUGUCAGCGUGCUGAAACAGCGUUGGGGUAAAGGUUGUACAAUUAAAUAAAGGCAGUUUUAUUAUAUAAAAAAAGAAAUACACAUUUAAUUUUUCCUGCGCAGUCUGCAUUUGGUGGUGAUAAUUGAACUACAGUUAAGGAAUAUCAUGCUGUUAAGAUAAUCAUUCCCUUCUUGUUGGGUCAUGGGAUAUUUUUAAAUUAAUUAUUGAAAUUCUAGAAGAGCAUGCAACUAUCUGUAAGUCUCUAAAAGGAAUAAAACUCAUGAGCUGGUAGAUUACUCAUCAUAAAAAUAAAUACAAUUAUUCACCGGAAGUGAACUGGCUAUUGUAGUCAAAAAGGAACAUUUAAUUCCGUUGUAUGUCAACAGUUUCUAAAUGCUAGAAUGACUCAAGUUUAAUAGGGGUUGGUUGUGUGUUUUCAAGCUGAAUUUUUUUUCUUUGUACCACUUUGGGCAUUUUAUGUUAAGUAUGUCAUAAGGGAGCACUAACAGUAUCUUCUGUUUUUAAGAAUCCUACAGUAUUCUGAUUAAAGAUUUGCUUAUUCUUUUU
Rana temporaria (common frog) is the source of this 3071-nucleotide messenger RNA. RefSeq names its product mitogen-activated protein kinase kinase kinase 7 (gene MAP3K7). Gene Ontology annotation, biological process: protein phosphorylation; positive regulation of canonical NF-kappaB signal transduction; JNK cascade. Lineage: Eukaryota; Metazoa; Chordata; Amphibia; Anura; Ranidae. The record is from RefSeq and is a predicted model, not a curated record. The transcript has 17 exons. The coding region runs from base 278 to 2104 and encodes 608 amino acids. Gene Ontology annotation, molecular function: ATP binding; magnesium ion binding; MAP kinase kinase kinase activity.